Messenger RNA from Emiliania huxleyi CCMP1516, 345 nucleotides. RefSeq lists its product as hypothetical. The transcript has a single exon. Bases 1 to 345 code for a protein of 114 amino acids. Lineage: Eukaryota; Haptophyta; Isochrysidales; Noelaerhabdaceae. The record is from RefSeq and is a predicted model, not a curated record.
AUGCAGCCCGCGGUGUGCUUGGAUGCGGCGUGGCGAGAGACGAGCGAGCAACGGAGCGGUGAGGCAAGAACGGUCGAGCCGUUCGCUGCCCGCUCGGCCGAGCCGUUCGCUGCCCGCUCGGCCUCCGUCGUCUCGCUCAAGACGGACUCGACCAAGGUUGGCCGCGUCGGGCCCGUGCAGUGGGCAGCCGCGAGCCUGCUUGCUUCGGCGUGGUUUUGCCUUGUCGCGGCCCUCUCCUUCCUUUUCCCUCCACUGCAUCGGCACUCGGGGCGCUGGAUCCGCACGGCGGCCGCGUGCACGCGGCAAGCCUUUUCUGGCGGCCCGAGUGUCGACGUGCUUCGCUAG